Molecule: messenger RNA, 1831 nt
Organism: Aethina tumida (small hive beetle)
Lineage: Eukaryota; Metazoa; Arthropoda; Insecta; Coleoptera; Nitidulidae
Product: pickpocket protein 28
Exons: 9
Coding region: 23-1738 (571 amino acids)
Biological process (GO): sodium ion transmembrane transport
Cellular component (GO): membrane
Molecular function (GO): ligand-gated sodium channel activity
Source: RefSeq, a predicted model, not a curated record
CUUUAAGACUAAAUCCACUUAAAUGCAGUUAAAGAUCAAGGUGAUCAUUAGUUUACCUCAUAUACCGAAAGGUACCGGAUCGAAAAUGUUUGGCAACUGUUGUUGUGGAAAACAUGGUGAUGUGGAAAUCAGUAAAAAUGGUACUAGUUCGGAAGAAGUAGAAAUAAAACAAAGACGUUUUACUUUCAAGGAAAAUCUACAAUUUUAUGCAAAAGAAUACUGUGACGGAGGAACUAUACAUGGAUUCAAAUAUUUGGCCGAAAAUAGAACUAUUUUUGAAAAAAUCUGGUGGGUUAUUAGUAUAAUAUUGUCAAUCACCCUCUGUGUAUUUUUGGUGAUAGUAACUUAUGAUCGAUGGGAAAACGCUCCAGUCUUAGUAAGUUUUGCUACUAAAGAGACAUCUAUUUGGGAAGUACCUUUUCCAGCAAUUACAAUUUGUCCUGAAACUAAAUCUCGACCAACUAUUUUUAACUAUUCUAAGUAUUUGGAUUUGAAAAAACACAAUGUUGAACUAACCACUGAAGAGGAAGAAAAAUUUGGGUACUUAUCUCUGAUAUGUGAGAGAAAAUCUGGCAUAGUUUACAAAUCACAUCAUUUAUCAAAAAAACAUGUAUUCGAUUUUUUCGACCAGGUACAACCAAAAUUUAUGGACAACAUAUCUGAGUGUAAAUAUUUGGGUGAAAAUUAUAAUUGCUCUGAUUUGUUUUUUCCUAUCAUGACAGAUGAGGGAGUUUGCUACACCUUUAACCUCUUGGACCGAUCAGAAAUAUUCACUGAUGUAGUUACCCAUUAUAAAAAUUAUCAUUCCGCCCCAAAAUCUGAGGGCUGGAGUUUAGAAAAAGGCUAUAAUUCCAACGUUGGCAUCAAAACCUAUCCAAAACGUGCUCUUUUCUCUGGUGCAAAAUAUGCCCUUGAAGCUAAACUCACAAUCUACGAUGACGAACUGGAUUACGACUGUGGAUCAUCUCUCCUAGGCUGGAAGAUACAAGUCUCACAUCCAUCCAGGAUGCCGAGAGUGCGUGAACAACAUUUUCAAGUCCCUUUGGACAAAUCAGUCAAAGCUGCUGUUUUGCCCGAUAUGACCGUCACUUCAGACGCCGUAAAAAACUAUGACCCGUCCAGGAGGAAUUGUUACUUUCCUAGUGAGAGGCCGUUGCAGUUUUUUAAGAUUUAUACCCAACAAAAUUGUCAAAUUGAAUGUAAAACUCGGUAUACCUAUAAGAAGUGUGGAUGCACUAAUUUUUAUAUGCCAAGGUUUGCGAAUAUGUCUGUUUGCAGUGCUGGAAUGAUUAAUUGUAUCUAUGAAGCUGAACAUGACUUGUUGUUUACGGAUAUAAAGCAGAACUUGAUGAGGAAACAAGGACAACAAAUCGAUGAUGAAAUUGAUUGUGAUUGUCUGCCUAUUUGUACUUCCAUGUAUUACAAAGAAGAAAGAUCGAUGUCAGAUUGGAAUUGGAGGAACAAAUACCCUUUGAAACCUGGGGAAGAUAUUAAAAGAUACAAUCAGAAACACAUGUCAUAUUUUCAGGUUUUCAUGAAAGGAAACCAGUUUAUAACUCUCGAUAGAAGUGAAUUGUUUGGGCCCACAGAUUUUUUGGCUAAUUUUGGAGGUUUAUUGGGAUUAUGUAUUGGAUUUUCUUUACUAACAUUGAUAGAAGUUAUAUAUUACUUAACCGUUCGAAUUGUUUGUAAUAUUAUUUUGUACGGCAAAAGAAAUUGGUCUGGAAAAAUUGACUAAAAAAUGUACAAAUAAUUAAUAUUAUUACUUAUUAUUUUUUGUACUAAAUCUUUUAAUAGUUCUUACAAUAAUACCUAUGGAUUUUUUAAAAUG